GUAGAAAAAUUAAUAGAUUACCUUGAAAAUUAAUAAAUUUAUGUAUAAAUAUAUUAAUUUAAUCAGCCACCAUCCAAAUCAGAAUGUAGAGAGAUGCAAAAACUUAAGUAAAAGAAUGGACUUAGCUUGAUUAUAUUUAUAAUAAUAAAAUUUGUUCCAGAAUUUCUAUGGUUUAUUUAAGGAUGUUCGGAUCGAUUAAUUAUAAUGAAAAAUCAUUAUGACACCUUGGGCUUAGAGAGGAAUGCUUAACCUAACCAAAUCAAGAAAGCCUAUCAUAAAUUGGCCCUUCAGUGGCAUCCAGUAUUAACUUGCUGAUGUCUUUUUAGGAUAAGAAUAGUGAUUUUAAGGCAACUGAUUAAUUUCACUAAAUAAAUGAAGCCUAUACUACCCUAUCCAAAGAAGAAUCGAAAUCAAAAUACGACAGAAGACUCUAAACCAGAGAUAAUCUGAAUGAAUUGUUUAACUAUAUUAAAUCGUAGCAGGAAGAACCAUUUCUAUAAUAUGAUACAAGAGAUGAUUUUAUAUCACAAGAGGAUCGAGAAUUCUUAAGAAACUUUUCAAAUAAACAAGAAACAGAAACAAUUAAAAAAAAGAGAAUUCGAAAAAAAAAAUGAAAAUCUUACCUUUACAAAUAAAUUUUUAAAAAAUCAUAAAUGGAUCAGAAAUAAUUGUCUCUAUAAAUGUGGAUUGUAGCCAAUCCAUUCUAUUAUUUUUCAAAACUAAAUACUUUUAUUCUAAUAUAUUUAAUGUACAAAUUUUAUCAGUAAAUAGUAUGUCUCCUUUAUCAUCCAUAGCAACUAACCUAAUCCCCUUCGAACCUUA
Molecule: messenger RNA, 822 nt
Organism: Paramecium octaurelia
Lineage: Eukaryota; Ciliophora; Oligohymenophorea; Peniculida; Parameciidae
Source: the annotation of a GenBank genome assembly